GGGUCAACUGAAUCUGAGUCAGUAAUACCUGAGUCUCUGAAGCAGCAAGUUGCAAUGCGGGUCUACUUUGUUGUACUCGCUUUACCUUAUUUAUUUUCAACCACCCUUACAGCUUCUGUGAAGCCGGAAGAAUGCGGCAGAGUGAACGAGGUUCAGUUAGGUAAUGGAGAGCUUCGUACCGAAUUCAAUGAGCAUCCGUGGAUUGGAAAAAUAGAGGAUGAUAACCGAAGACUCCUAUGUGUGGCAGUCCUCAUAGAUGCCCGCCAUGCCUUAACUGCUGCCCAUUGUGUCCAUAACCCCAGUGUGGAAAUCAAGAACUUGGUUUUCGGUGAUUGGGAGUCGGGCAACAACAGCGCUGCCAUAACUGCAGAAGCAACGCAAAACGUUCCGGUCAAAAGAAUAAAAAUGCAUCCGGACUACAAGCUUGGAGAGUCUGACAACGAUUUGGCCAUCAUAGAGCUUAUGGAAAAUGUGGUCAACACCGAGUUCGUGCAACCAAUUUGCCUGCCUUCUGCUGACGAAAAGAAAGGGGACAAAGCUAGCGGCGAUCUUGUAUUAGCUGGCUAUGAGAGACCUUAUUUGGAAGGUCGAACUGUCCCUCUGGAAACCAGAAGAAUUAAAAUUCCAUUUGAAGCUACCAGCAGCCAAGAGUGUCACAAGAAGAUUGAAAUAUUUCCAGCAGAACUGAUUUGCGGCUACUCCAGUCGUUCGCCUCUUUCCGGAUCUGCUUUGGUGGAAGCUGUCGGGAAUCCCAAGAAAUUCCAUCUAAUUGGCAUCGUAGUGGCUGGUGUUCGUUCCCACUCUGAGAAAAAGGUUCUUCAGGGUCAUAUAAACAUACCAUCCCGGUUGGAUUGGAUUCAGAGGAAUAUCAGUUAAUGAUAUUAAAUGAAAUAUUAUAAUACUCAUUAAAUAAAUGAGGAUUGCUUUUAGUAUCCUUUUACAAGUUUA
Drosophila ananassae is the source of this 948-nucleotide messenger RNA. Its product is annotated as CLIP domain-containing serine protease 2. The record is from RefSeq and is a predicted model, not a curated record. NCBI's taxonomy places the organism in Eukaryota, Metazoa, Arthropoda, Insecta, Diptera, Drosophilidae. Gene Ontology annotation, molecular function: serine-type endopeptidase activity. The transcript has 2 exons. Gene Ontology annotation, biological process: proteolysis. Bases 55 to 876 code for a protein of 273 amino acids.